AUGUCCGCGAAAUUUUACACACUGUAUUACCCUCGAUUUCAAUCCUGCCAGAAUUGUCAAAAGGUGCAGUCUUGGCGUGUAGAAUAUAAGGAUCAAAUUUUGGGACUGACUGUUCUUGUUGAUUAUUGGCGGUUGGUUACUGAAGGAUUCUUGGCCAAGUCAUUGUGCGAUUUCCGCUCCUGGACAACAGAGAAUCCAGUUCAGGAGAUAUUACACACGCGUGUAGACAAAACGCCAAGUCUGUGCUACUCUUCGUCCUUCCCGUUGUUGCCUCAAAACGCGAGUACACUUUUCAGCAAAAUUAUCGGCGAGGCAGAGGGCUGCUUGGGCGAUUCACUUAUGUCGGAGGUAGAGAACGCAGUGCUUGAAACUAAACAAAACUUCUACACGGGUAAACGCAGACACCGCUUAGCAGCGGUAAAACUCAGUCGCAGUCCAGAUUCUGCAGUGAUGAUUGAGGCAGAGUUUAUGGAGGUUUGGGUAUCACAACCAUCUACGGUGAAGGCACCAUGGAGGGCAACUUUUCCAGUACUUGCAAACAAAAGCGAUUUUCUAGUUGUGACAUCAACUACUCGAGAGCAGGAUUUUGACAAACUCGAGUACAAGCUUUUAGAACCUGGAUUUCCACUAUCUGCGAUAACGACGCAAAUGUCAACGAUAUCAGUAGCUGCAUCGGUACAUGCUGCUGUUGUCGGAGAAGGGUUCCAUCGUCGGUAUGUGAUGGAUGUGGAGCUUCUUGAAAAUGGAAUAUGCGGUGGAGCGUUUAGCGAUAAAACGGUCCUUAUGCGUGUGCCGGUGUCUAAGACUAUGUAUCUGGACUUGGACGAGAUUCGGAGGAUGGAGCGCUAUAAUGACCUCGUGCUUCUAUCGUUUACGAAGCACAUUGAAAUUGAGCGACCGUCGCCUGUAUCUUCGCAAUAUGUUGUUGGUCUCGAGUUUACAAUACCAUCAACCAAUAAAGCGCGCAUAGAAUUUCCACUUCACUUUCGAUAUCAAGCCCCCACAGAAAACGGCAUGUACCGCCAAGCAUCAGUUAUUGCUCCCGACUUGUUUUUAGUCUGCCCGAAUGGAGAUCGUUUUGUCAAAAGGAAGCUGAAGAUAUCGAAUGAUGAUGAUGCUGCUGCACAAAACUAUUUUCAGACCUGGGGACUAACGGCGAUGUCGCAUCCAGCAAGCGGUAAUCACCGCUGGCUUCGUCUGACCACCACCUCUUCGAUUCCAGUAAUGGAUGUACAUGUUCCUGUCGGAUAUCUUCCGUCGGCUUGGUUUGUAAGCUCUAUGACUCUUUUGUUUGCAAGUACGGGUGCGGCACUGCUUCUAUGGAUUUCAUUUGAUAUUGCAAAGAAACCCCAGGAGCCAUCUACCAUUGGUGGUGCUAGCUGGAAAGGUAAAACCGACUAG
This is a messenger RNA of Peronospora belbahrii, 1401 nucleotides long. The record is from the annotation of a GenBank genome assembly. NCBI's taxonomy places the organism in Eukaryota, Oomycota, Peronosporomycetes, Peronosporales, Peronosporaceae.